CUCCUUCCAUUGGCUGGUGGUCGCGUCAAUAUUCUUGCGUUUCUAAAGCGCUCGCCCUCGAGCAAAAAGCUAGUGUGAGGCUUUCACUGACUGUGACUGUGACACAGGAAUGUCCUUCCCUGCCGCCUUGGAUGCUUACGGGUAAUAAAUCUACAGCCAGACACUGGACCAGUGUGGAGUGCAAGCCCCGGAGUGGAUGACGACAAACGGUUCAUCAGCAAGCCCUGAGUUGGCUGAUCCCAGAGCAACGAGGAGACCUUGUUUACUGUGAAUGUGACUGGGCUUUGGAGACUUGUGGCCUGAAGGAUUUGAUUUCUGAGAUGUCAUUUAGACAAGCAGAGGGGAUGUCCAUCGCCCAGGCUUUGGCCAUGACUGUAGCAGAGAUCCCGGUGUUUCUCUAUUCCACAUUUGGGCAGUCCAUAUUUUCUCAGCUAAGGCUUACUCCGAGCUUGAAGAAGGUGCUGUUUGCCACAGCUCUGGGCAGUGUAGCUCUGGCUCUUACCGCUCAUCAGCUGAAAAGGCGAGGGAGAAAAAAGAAGCAGGUAACACAAGGGAAGGAUGGCCAGAAGACGGCGGGGAUACCUGAGGCACUGAUGAAGACAGGAAGACCCUCAUCAUUAAAAAGAGGUCCAUUUAGUGGUCGACAGAUGAUGAGUCCCAGCACUCGGAGCAACGACACCAUGAGUGGAAUUUCCUCCCUGGCCCCCAGUAAACAUUCAAGUUCUUCACACAGCCUGGCAUCUAUGCGGGUCCCAAGCUCUCCAAAUCAGUCUGCCAAUCCGUCCACCCCCUGGGAAGCAGAGCCUGUGGUGGAAGAAUCAGGGGUAGCAGAAGACGCAAAUGCAGAGAAUCUCUAUUUAAUGGGGAUGGAGCUGUUCGAGGAAGCUCUACAAAAGUGGGAACAAGCCCUGAAUAUUCGCCAUCACACCCGCUCAACCUCUAGCAACAACAGCCUCGCUCUGCAGGGGGCAGCGUGUGGAGACUUGCCUGUGGCUGAAGCCCAUAAUAAAAUGUUUGCUGAGAAGCUGGAGACACUACUGCACAGGGCAUACCACCUACAGGAAGAUUUUGGCAGCAGUAUCCCGACAGACAGCGUGUUGGCAGACUUUGAGAGUGAAGGAACUCUCAUCUUGCCUCAAGUGGAGAGCUUCCACAGACUUCAAGAUGAUGAUGCGACUACUGUUACCUCUGAAGAUUCCUUCUUCUCAGCUGCAGAGCUGUUUGAUGCCAUGUCUCUACAAGAGGUCUACCAGCCACUUAAGCCAGCAGCUCUCUAUGAAGAGGCCUUGUCUCUGGUCCGGGAUAACAAAGUGGCCUAUAGGUCCCUGAGGACUGAAUUACUUGAAUGUUUUGGUGACCAAGACUUCCUUGCCAAGCUUCAUUGUGUGAGACAAGCAUUCCAGGUUCUAUUGUUAGACGAAACUCACCGCACAUUUUUCAUGGAAACUGGGAAGCAAAUGAUUGCAGGGUUAAUGGUGAAGGCAAACAAGAGUCCCAAAGGCUUCCUGGAGAGCUACGAGGACAUGCUGCUUUACACUCAGAGAGAGGAAACGUGGCCCACAACUAAGAUGGAGCUGGAGGGCCGAGGGGUAGUGUGUAUGAACUUUUUCGACAUUGUGUUGGACUUUAUCCUGAUGGACGCAUUUGAAGACCUGGAGAGCCCUCCCUCAUCUGUGGUAGCUGUGUUGCGAAACCGCUGGCUCUCUGACAGCUUUAAAGAGACGGCUCUGGCGACUGCUUGCUGGUCUGUCCUAAAAGCGAAAAGGCGUCUUCUGAUGGUUCCAGAUGGUUUUAUCUCCCAUUUCUAUGCCAUCUCAGAACACGUGAGCCCUGUUUUAGCUUUUGGCUUUUUGGGACCCCGGCAGCACCUAAGUGAAGUGUGUACUAUCUUCAAGCAACAAAUCGUGCAGUACCUUAAGGAUAUGUUUGAUCAUGACAAGGUCCGCUUCACCUCAGCUCAGUGCUUGGCUGAAGACCUCCUGAAACUUUCCCACCGCCGGAGUGAGAUUUUACUGGGCUAUCUCGGAAUCGACAGCCUCACAGAGCUCAACGGUGCCCUGCCUCGAGACACAGACGGCUCUUCAGGGCUCAACUGAGGCCACUGGAAGGUCGCUAAGGUCUUAGUUGGGCUCACGCAGGACGAAUGCACUGGGCUGAGCGGUAGGGAGCUGAUAGGACUCUCAGCUCAGCCCUAAUUCUGUAUCUCCAUUAAGUGAAUCAGAAUUACUGGUUCAUUCAUCUGUGUUCUUCGACUGCUGUAAGAGGAUGUAUUUUCACCAGAUCUGAAGCAUCGCGUGUCCUGGACUGAAUGAGGCAGACCAGACGUGCUCCCAACACAGGAAGACUGGGCCUUCUACACUAUUGCUCCACACUGAUCGAGCCAGUGGUUGUAUUGUAACCGUCUCAUCAUCUGACACAUGGAAUCGGGUGGGAUAUCAUAGUGGUCAUUAGUAUGUGAAAAGAAAUGGAAUGAAAUUCUGUCGAUACUGUGUAUUUGUUUUAUAUCAGAGGGGGAAGGAUGUUUGUUAAAUCUGUGAUAAUUCUUGACAGGCUUGACAGCUGAAGAUCUGAAGGAACUAAAUGAUUUCUCUUCUCACUGAUUAUUCCUAAAUUCUCUUUCAGCUGAUGAAAUAUUUCAUCUAAUUCGGUUUAAUCGAGCAGGCCAAGUGUGUUAAAUGCUAAAAGAGAUCCUAUAAAAUGGGUUUAGGGUGCUAACAUGUUAAUCAUAUAGUAGCUGAAUUAUCCCCAAAGCUGUAUUUUGAUCGCUGACCGCCGUUUCUUCUCAUAUAAUCUUCUCAGCUGAUCUGGCUAAGAUGCAAAUGGUCAGGUUUUCUGUUCUUCUGUCAUAAUUGAUCCCUCAGAUUUUGGAUGCCGCAGAGGCACAUAAAGAAACACCCCACUACGAACAAGACCAGGUGUGAAAACAUCUGUCUGAAUGCCAUCACACAGGAUUAUUGC
Molecule: messenger RNA, 2958 nt
Organism: Scatophagus argus
Lineage: Eukaryota; Metazoa; Chordata; Actinopteri; Scatophagidae
Gene: miga2
Product: mitoguardin 2
Exons: 16
Coding region: 321-2096 (591 amino acids)
Biological process (GO): mitochondrial fusion
Source: RefSeq, a predicted model, not a curated record